Molecule: messenger RNA, 213 nt
Organism: Linum tenue
Lineage: Eukaryota; Viridiplantae; Streptophyta; Magnoliopsida; Malpighiales; Linaceae
Source: the annotation of a GenBank genome assembly
AUGUUCGACAUUGUUUGUGUGCGACUAGGGGGGUUGUUUUGGUUGGAUAACUUCUAUUGUACUAAUUAUGAGAAGAAAGGGUUGUUGACGAGAUUGAUCGGGAGAUUCGGGUAUGCAAAGUUGAAAUGGGUUGUGGGAGAGAAGGUCGAUGCAGCAUCUGGGAUGUCUGAAUUUUAUCAAUCUGCUGUGCUGCAAAACCCAGCAAGAGUCUGA